AGAGAAAGAGUGACCAAAAAAAGAAUUGAAUCGUCAAAAAACGUCUCCUCUGAUGUGUCUGGCAGAGUGGCUCAGAUCAGCAGCAGUGCAGCACCAGCACCGGUACCAGCAGCAACAGCAACAGUAGCAGCCCCUCCUCUCCUCUCCUCUCCUCUCCUUCCUAUUUAUUAGUCCUUUUCCUUUUAUUCUUUCCCUUUCAUUUUUCACAUCACACAGUUAUAGAGAGAGAGAGAGGAUAUAUUAUAUUAUUAUAUUGUUGUGCUAUAUAAAAGUGCAAACUUUUUCAGAUUAAUCUUUGGGAAAAAGAAAAGCCCAGAAAGAAAAAAAAAAAAGACAGGACAAGGUAGAGUAAUGGAUUAGCCUUGGCCACCUGGCUUGUUACAUUUGCUUUCUCUGUCACAAUAUACAAAGCCACAAACAAAGAAACAUAUAUUACACAAGCGUUCUUCCCUUCUUUCGCUCUCUCCAUCUCUUUCUGUGGGUUGGUGUCUAGAAAAAUUCUCGAGAUUGGCGUCUGAGAUAAAGACCAUCAACCAAGGACAUACCACUUCUCCUCUACUGUUCAAACUUACAAAGCUCGCUCAUCUCUUUUUUUUUUUCCUUACUUGGGUUUUGAGAGAAAAAGCCAGGCCAGAUAUUGAUAGAGAAAGUUUGUGUGUGCUUGAGAGAGCUGAGAGAGAGAGAGAAUAUUCAAACGACAGCAGGCUGAUGAAGGAGAGCGGAGGCUCUCUUGGUGAAGAGAGCCUACCCCUUGAGCACACCGUCAAGAAAAGUAAUACAGAAGAAGAAGAACUGCUGACAACUCAAACUUUCUAACUUAGCUCUGGUUUUGUGAGGGGUGGUGCAUCGUUUGAUGGCUCUUGUGAUGCACAAGGAUUCACCAACAAAUAGUAAUUAUAAGCAAAUGGAUAAUAGUAAGUACGUGAGGUAUACACCGGAGCAGGUUGAGGCCUUGGAGAGGGUGUACUCGGAAUGUCCAAAGCCUAGCUCCUUGAGAAGGCAGCAGCUCAUUAGGGAGUGCCCUAUUCUCUCUAAUAUUGAACCCAAACAGAUCAAAGUCUGGUUUCAGAACCGCAGAUGUCGAGAAAAGCAGAGGAAGGAAGCCUCUCGACUCCAGACAGUCAAUAGAAAGCUGUCUGCGCUGAACAAGUUGUUGAUGGAAGAGAAUGAUCGUCUACAGAAACAGGUCUCUCACCUGGUUUAUGAGAACGGGUUUAUGCGAAAUCAACUGCACACUGCAUCUGGGACGACCACAGACAAUAGUUGUGAGUCUGUGGUCAUGAGUGGUCAAAACCAACAACAACAAAACCCAACACCUCAGCAGCCCCAAAGGGAUGCUAACAACCCAGCUGGCCUCCUAGCUAUAGCAGAGGAGACCCUGGCAGAGUUCCUGUCCAAGGCAACUGGAACUGCUGUCGACUGGGUCCAGAUGAUUGGGAUGAAGCCUGGUCCGGAUUCUAUUGGUAUCGUUGCUGUUUCCCGCAACUGUAGUGGGGUAGCAGCACGAGCUUGCGGUCUUGUGAGCCUGGAGCCCACAAAGGUCGCUGAGAUUCUCAAAGAUCGUACAUCAUGGUUUCGCGACUGCCGUUGCGUUGAUGUAUUGAGUGUAAUACCUACAGGAAAUGGUGGAACCAUUGAGCUUGUAUAUAUGCAGACAUAUGCACCAACAACAUUAGCAGCAGCACGUGACUUUUGGACACUGAGAUAUACAACUAGCUUGGAAGACAACAGUCUUGUGAUAUGUGAGAGGUCCUUGACUACUUCUACUGGUGGCCCAGCUGGCCCUCCAUCUUCAUGUUUUGUAAGGGCAGACGUGCUUCCUAGUGGAUACCUAAUCCGACCUUGUGAGGGUGGUGGCUCCAUAAUUCACAUUGUUGAUCAUGUUGAUUUAGACGCUUGGAGCGUUCCUGAAGUUCUCAGGCCACUUUACGAAUCAUCGAAAAUCCUUGCUCAGAAAAUGACUAUUGCUGCUUUGCGCCAUAUCCGACAAAUUGCCCAAGAAGCUAGUGGAGAAAUACAGUAUGGUGGAGGCCGCCAACCUGCUGUCUUGAGGACAUUUAGUCAGAGACUCUGCAGGGGUUUCAAUGAUGCAGUCAAUGGGUUCGCAGAUGAUGGGUGGUCACUUUUAGGUAGUGACGGGGUGGAGGAUGUAACCAUUGUUGUCAACUCAUCUUCAAACAAGUUUCUUGGUUCCCAGUACAAUGCAUCAAUGUUUCCGACUUUUGGAGGGGUGCUGUGUGCCAAGGCAUCCAUGCUACUUCAGAAUGUUCCUCCAGCUUUGCUUGUUCAAUUUCUGAGGGAGCAUCGAUCAGAAUGGGCCGACUAUGGAGUUGAUGCAUAUUCUGCUUCAUGUCUUAAACCUAGUCCUUAUGCAAUUCCUUGUGCAAGACCUGGUGGAUUUCCUAGUAGCCAGGUCAUCUUACCACUCGCCCACACGGUGGAGAAUGAGGAGUUUCUGGAGGUGGUUCGGUUGGAGGGCCAGGCUUUCUCUCCUGAAGAGGUUGCUUUGGCACGGGACAUGUACUUAUUGCAGCUAUGCAGUGGUGUUGAUGAAAGUGCAGUUGGUUCCUGUGCUCAGCUUGUUUUUGCACCCAUUGAUGAAUCUUUUGCUGAUGAAGCACCAUUGUUACCAUCUGGUUUUCGUGUCAUUCCAUUGGAUCCAAAGGCGGUUAGUAAAAUGGUUCAGCUUAAUGCAAUAAUUUUGAAUUGGAAGGAGUUCUUUGUUGGUCUUGUAUAUUCAUCUAUUUUGUAUGUGCAGGAUACUCCCGGUGCUACUCGAACACUGGAUUUGGCCUCUACUCUUGAAGUUGGAUCGGGUAGUGCCCGUCCAGCCAGUGAAGCUGAUGCAAGUUACAAUCUUAGGUCAGUCCUGACUAUCGCCUUCCAAUUCACUUUUGAGAACCAUACUCGAGACAAUGUGGCUGCUAUGGCUCGCCAGUAUGUGCGCAGUGUUGUUGGGUCUGUUCAGAGGGUUGCAAUGGCGAUUGCUCCCUCUCAGCUUGGCUCACAGAUAGGACCAAAAUCUCUUCCUCAAUCUCCUGAAGCGCUAACCUUGGCACAGUGGAUAAGCCGAAGCUACAGGAUGCACACUGGAGGAGAGCUUUUUCAAAUGGAUUCGCCGUCUGGUGAUGCCAUCUUAAAGCGACUCUGGAACCACUCCGAUGCAAUCAUGUGCUGCUCUGUGAAAACAAAUGCAUCUCCUGUAUUCACCUUUGCAAACCAGGCUGGACUUGACAUGCUUGAAACAACUCUCGUCGCCCUCCAAGAUAUAAUGCUUGACAAGAUUCUAGACGAAGGUGGUCGGAAGAAUCUGUGCUCUGAGUUUUCCAAAAUCAUGCAGCAGGGUUUUGCUUAUCUACCAGCCGGGAUAUGUGUGUCUAGCAUGGGUAGGCCGGUGUCAUACGAACAGGCCGUUGCAUGGAAAGUUCUCAACGACGAGGACUCCAAUCAUUGCUUGGCAUUCAUGUUCAUGAACUGGUCUUUUGUGUGACGAUGAAGACGACACCUUGGCUUAUUAUAUUAUAUUUAUCUAUUAUAAGUUAUAUAUAUUACAUUAUAUAGCCAACUACUACUAAUAUAUAGUUAUGAGCAGUGAACUAGUAUUCCAUGGCACAGGAUUUUUAUGAAAACUCCUUCCCACUCGAUUCCCUGUAUGUAACUUCUAUAUUUGGCUAAAUGGGGUAUCAAUAUAUAUGUUAUGGAUAUAUGUUAUGGAUAUUUCUUUCUACUA
Humulus lupulus (European hop) is the source of this 3730-nucleotide messenger RNA. RefSeq names its product homeobox-leucine zipper protein ATHB-14. Lineage: Eukaryota; Viridiplantae; Streptophyta; Magnoliopsida; Rosales; Cannabaceae. The record is from RefSeq and is a predicted model, not a curated record. Bases 854 to 3490 code for a protein of 878 amino acids. The transcript is spliced from 18 exons. Gene Ontology annotation, molecular function: DNA binding; DNA-binding transcription factor activity; lipid binding.